Lingula anatina is the source of this 4369-nucleotide messenger RNA. Its product is annotated as voltage-dependent calcium channel subunit alpha-2/delta-2. The record is from RefSeq and is a predicted model, not a curated record. Gene Ontology annotation, cellular component: voltage-gated calcium channel complex. Gene Ontology annotation, molecular function: voltage-gated calcium channel activity. Lineage: Eukaryota; Metazoa; Brachiopoda; Lingulata; Lingulida; Lingulidae.
GGGAAGAAAUGAGGUUACGAGAGAAAGGUGACCGCGGAAAAGUCGAUAAUUCUUGGAGUGUGUCAAGAAUUUUAGGUUUUGCAUAAAAAUGCAAAUAUGCAAAAGCGUAGAAGAUGAAGUAAUUUUUUAAAAACAGUGCCGUUUUCAAUACUGGCUUUGUGGUAGGAAUUUAGCUUACCGGUCAGUGCAAUGUCACCAAAUGCUGUGAUCAUACUGCUGGCAGUGGCCUCACACAGUGUGGAAGGUAUCCAUCAGGCUGUCCACCCCAAAUUUGGCAUCUCUGGAGAUGUACAGAACUGGGCCACACUCAUACAGAAUUAUAUUCUUCAGCUUGCCAGUGAUGGUAUAAAGAGAGAUGUCACACAGUCUUUAUUUGAUACAGCAACUUAUGUCUUGGAAAAGAAAGAUGGCAAUGAAGUGGUGAGGCAAGUCAGUGAGAGGUUGGGAGAUUAUUUCAGUGUAAAGAAACAAGCAGCACAGGACCUAGCUGACAAAGUAAGAGAUUUGCAUGAUUCCUGGCUACUAAGGAAUCGUUCAGUUGCAGAUAAACUGACACAGCUGGGUACAGAUGUAUUCAGGGACAGUGACAUUCCAUCUAGACUUCCACAAGAUCUGGAGUUUAGUGCAUAUUUCAAACAACCAGUAAGUUUUAACCAUUCCACAGUCAAGAUCUCCGAUGAGGUCCCAAGAGAUGACUACUUGGUGAUAAAUACUGUCAAUUUCACCAACGGGUUGGAAGAAUUAUUCAAAGAAAAUGCAAAGAAGGAUCGCUUUCUUAGGUGGCAGUAUUUUGGUUCCUAUGCUGGUCUGGUAAGGCUGUAUCCAGGCAGGGAGUGGGGCACCAACUUUGCUGGGUUUUACAAUGACUAUGACCCCAGAGUCCGACCCUGGUACAUAGCUGCUACCAGUGGGCCUAAGGAUGUUGUUAUUAUUCUUGACUGCAGUAAGUCAAUGGAUGGAGAGAAGUUUCGUAUCACCAAGUCCAUAGCCAAGGCGGUGAUCAAUACUCUGACCCGGCAGGACUAUGUCAAUGUGGUCUGUGCUAGAGCUAGUCACUGGGAUGAGGUGGGAAAGUGGCACCACUUCCGUACUCAGGUGCUCAGUUGUCAGGCCAACAGAAUGGUGCCAGCCACCAAUGCUCACAGGAAGGAUCUCAUUGAGAAGAUAUAUGCACUUGAGGCUGGGGGCACCAGUGAACUGGAGAAAGGCUUUGAAAUGGCCUUUGACCUGUUGAAUGGGAAGGCCAGAACAGGUUGCCAGUCCAUCCUGGUGUUUGUGACUGACGGCAAGGAUACAGAUGGUGAAAAUGUCAGGUGUGGACCAGGUUACUAUACCAGAAGUGGCUAUGUGCCAGGGCCUAUAUGUAAAUAUAACUGGACUAAGGUGUGGGACACUGUCAAGAAUGAAAACCAGCAGAUGACACCUAAGGCCAGAAUAUUUAGCUACCUGACCAAAGAAGAUGGUGAAAUCUUCCCAGGGAAACUUGCCUGUGAACACAGGGGAAGUAUGAAGAGGAUAGACAGUGGAGAAAAUCUUAUCUCAAAGAUGAGCAAUUAUUUCAACUUCCUCUCCUCUAACGCAAUGAAUACCAAGGGUCUGUGGACAUCCCCAUAUUUGGAUGCUUGGGGACUGGGGCUACUGGUAUCCUAUGUUAUACCAGUAGUCAGCAACAUCACUGGGAAUACCAUAGGGGUGGUGGGAGUGGAUGCUACUAUAGAAGACCUUGAGAAUGUGCUGAAGAGAUAUCAGUGGGGCUCUGUGUACUCAUUCUUGAUCAACAAAGAGGGAGAAACAAUAUUUCAUCCCUUCCUCAAACCAAGCACCAAUCUCCUGGAUGACCCCAUCUUUAUCCCCAUCUCUCAGCUGGAGCAGGACAAGGAGGGGCACCCUACGGAGUUCUCCAAGGUCCUCUCUGAGAUGGUCCAGGGGGAAACGGGACAUCUCAGGAUUGAGAACGGCAGACGGGGAUCACCCAAGGGCGAUUUCAGGGCAGGAAUCAAAUAUGAGAUCAUGCCUUCAACAUAUUACUAUGGUGCUCUGAAUGAUUCAGAAUACUCCUUUGCCUUCAGUCUGGCUGACACUGAUCAGGAAUUCAGAAGAUCUCAGGAGCCAGUAGACAAGACCCGUUUUCAUGCUCCAGUGAAUAAAAGCUACUUCAACCUUCUCAUUGAAUACAACAGUACCGUGGCUCGGAGAGAAGUUCCAGGUGCAUUUGAGUACCUCGAAGUCAAAUAUAACGAACCUAAAUAUCCAGGCUUACGAGUCACUUAUCUCCACUCCAGUAUAUUCCUGGCACCAAAGUGUUAUUGUGAUCCAAACAAGUACUUUUAUAAUGAUGACUUGGCACAGAAGACAGUGGAUGCUCAUCUGUGGAUGAACAGCGUGGAUGAGGAGAUGCCAGGAUGUGAAAAUAUGGAAAAUGGAAAAUAUGAGAAGGGUCUAAGAGCUGAUGUCCUGAUCACACAGCCUAUAGAGGCGCACUGGAGGAACAGGUCAUUUGAUUCUCUCAAUGAAGUGAAGUGGACAUAUGUAGGAAUGAGGACAGGGGUAUUCAGGACAUACCCAGGUCACAGGUCAACUAGGACAUAUGACCCCUCACAGCGUCCUUGGUUCUUCCGUGCCAAGUCCACCCCUGACAAGACGUCCAUCUCCACCCCGUACAUGGAUGCCGCAGGAGUGGGGAAGAUUGUAACUAUAUCGCAGGCAGUGUUUGAAGGCAUGACACCAAGAACCACAGAGAACUGCCAGAAUUAUUCCAAAACUGGGCCCUGGCCAGGCGGCUGUGUGUGUGACUCCGAUUCUGAUUGUAUUGUAGGAAGGUGCUACCUGAGCAAGGCCCCAGGUCAUAACCGAGAGCGUCGUCGCUGCGCCACAGAGCGUGUGGAGGCUAUCACGUGCCUGGACAUACUGUACAAUGACUUCCACAAGAACACCAUGGCUAUCAUGCAGGCCAGCGAUGGCAUCAAGUCGUGUGGGAUGAAGUAUGACUGUCCUGAUGGAGAGCCUGACUGUGAAACUAGAUGUUACUUGUUUGAUGACAGAGCAAACCUCAUAGCUGACCCUGACUUCCUGAAUGCCAGCAGCCUGGAUACCAGCAAGUAUAAGGGAGUGACAAUGGGGAAGAAACAAGGAGAAAUCAUGAGAGAGCUGAUUUAUAAGCAUGGUUUUUUCCAGCGGAAAGAAUCUCUAGACUUCCAGGGUUCCUGCAGUAUAUCGCCUUAUGCUCCCAAGGUCACAUUAGAAGGCACUCCCACCAAUCCAGAGGAACAGGACAACUAUUACAAGAACAAAGGCCCUAUCCCAAAGUUUUCCAACACAUAUGGCUGUAUUCAGGAUGUGGUCAGCUUUGAGGCAAACUCUUCUGCAUUAGGUCCAAGUCACAUGAUAACAGGCAAUGUGUCAGGUCCGUGUAUGUCUGGCUUCUACUAUGUGACAGAACUGCCUAAGACCAAUCUGUUUCUGCUGGUAAUUGAAGACUUCAAGGAAUACACUGAAACCAUCUUUUUUAAUUUCAACUGCAAAAUAGCAAGGAGUGUGGUCAACUCUGGAGCCUACAGGAUCAUCAAUGGCACCUGUGCUCACCAGGACGCGGCAGAGACCACCCUGGCAGACCAGGGGGUGUGUCCAGCACUGAGGGACAUAGAGAUCCCAUGUACCUAUACCACAGCCACUCACACACAGGUCUCUUCAUGUGUUAUGACACUACUGCUGGUGGUAGCUGUGUAUGUUAUCCAGCACUAGGAAGGGGGGUGUCCAGUGAUGAGAAGUAUGGAAGUCCUAGGCACUGACAAUACUGCCAAUCUCCAAAAGGCCUCAGUUGUGUUCAUAAGAGUCAGGCCAUGGUGCAUUAUAGAGAAAUAAAUAAUAUUGUAUAAUGUUCAUGUAGCUCAGUUGAAAAGUGCAGCAGUUUAAGCAGGUGUUCCAUGUUAGUUCCUCAGUAUGGAAUGGAGGUUUUACAAUUACAGGACUUUUCAUAGUGCCAGUUUUCAUAUGCUAGUUUAUUAGAGCCGGCAGAACGUAAAAUAAUUGAACUUGUUCUUGGCACUUCUAAUAAAUGUUGGUGAAGUACAUGUAUGUUGAUCAGUGUUUAUAAAUGUUUAUGAUCAUGUUAAAUAUUUAUGGUAAGUUUUUACAGAUUUAAACAUAUCUCAAUAUUUCAAUUUGGACAUAUCCCAAUAUUUCAAGUUAAAGUGCAAUACUCAAUCGAUUUUUUUUACGUGACUGUAUUUUGGUCUCAGUUUCUAUCAUUACAAAUAUUCAUAUUACAGAACAUGUAUAUUAGAUUCGUUUAUUUUGUUUAUUAUCUUACUCACACACACAAAUAGUUUUUCAUAAUUAUAUAAGGAUGUUAGUAUAGCUUUUUAAACCA